Rhincodon typus (whale shark) is the source of this 2708-nucleotide messenger RNA. RefSeq names its product solute carrier family 4 member 11 (gene slc4a11). The record is from RefSeq and is a predicted model, not a curated record. The transcript is spliced from 11 exons. Bases 174 to 1430 code for a protein of 418 amino acids. Lineage: Eukaryota; Metazoa; Chordata; Chondrichthyes; Orectolobiformes; Rhincodontidae. Gene Ontology annotation, molecular function: solute:inorganic anion antiporter activity. Gene Ontology annotation, cellular component: plasma membrane; basolateral plasma membrane. Gene Ontology annotation, biological process: transmembrane transport; monoatomic anion transport; monoatomic ion homeostasis.
GGGUGGGGGUGGUUUGUUAAUUAAAAAAAAGGCGGAGGUCGGGACCCCUAGGCGUUUCUUGGGCUCGCCUUGCUGGAUCGGUUUCGCUUCUGUGUGGGUCUCCUGUUUUAAAAAGCGGCGUUUGGAGCUAGACCGAGGCAGCUCUGUAUCUCUAAAACACAGAGACAGCAGCGAUGGACUCUACGCGAGUGUUUCAUCUGCAGCCGUGUGAUACCCCAAGCUCAACAGUGAACGGAUACUACUUCCAGGAAAGUGAUGAUAUGCAACCUGAUCGUGAAGAAGACAGCAGUGAGGGCAAAGGGCAAGGGGCAGAUGAAACUUAUGAAACAGUAAAUGCCUCUACCAUGUCUGAAGACAGCCUCCAAUUCUAUGUCAAUAUGAACGUGGAUCUGAAGCCAAAAGCAGAAGAGAAUGACAAUGCUGGAUGUGUCUUGCUGCAUACUUCCAGAAAAAAAAUGUCAGAAUUUGAGUUUGACACUGAGGUGGAUGAAGCUUCGGAUGAAGUAUUAGCUUUGGAUAAGUUUUUUUUUAUCAAAAAGAUAGCCAGUUACCCUUUUCUUCAUGCCAGGGUCCGAGAAACCCUGUCUGAUUGUGCCUUGCCAAUAUCUGUGGUGGUAUUUUCAUUUGUGGGAUCAUACCUUUUUAGAGAUAUAAAAGUUGCUUCAUUUAGUUAUAAUCCCAAUAAUGGUUUAUUCAACCUGGCCCCAUUUCACCUCCUCUCGAUUGGAGCAAUAUUUGGUGGGAUGGGUUUGGGCUUCCUUCUGUCAAUGCUAUUCUACUUGGAACAGAACAUUGUGAUGUCAUUAACAAAUGCCCCUCAGAACAGGCUAGUAAAAGGCACAGGUUAUCACUGGGAUAUCUUUCUUGUCGGCAUAAUCAACAUUGCGUUAUCUAUUUUUGGGUUGCCAUGGGUCCACUCUGCAUUCCCUCAUUCUCCAUUGCAUGUCCGUGCACUGGCAUACGUAGAGCAGAGGGUGGAGAAUGGUCAUUUACAUGAGAUGAUUGUUCGUGUAAGGGAGACCCGAGUGUCUGCUCUUGUGGCGCACAUACUGGUGGGAAUCUCGCUCCUGAUGUUGCCCAUCCCUCUGCAGUGGAUUCCAAAACCAGUCCUCUAUGGCUUGUUCCUCUAUGUUUCCGCGACCUCCAUCGAUGGGUGCCAGUUUUUUGAGAGGUUGGCCCUUCUGUUCAAAGAGCAGACGUCUUAUCCCCCUACCCACUACAUCAGGAGAGUUCCCCAGAGGAAGAUCCAUUACUUCACCGGCCUCCAGCUGAUUGAGAUCGCCGUUCUCUGUGGCUUUGGCAUGGCUCCACUUCCCUACUUGAAGAUGGUAUUUCCCCCAAUCAUGCUUGCCAUGGUCCCAGUCAGAUACUACAUCCUCCCUCGAAUAAUCGAAGCCAAGUAUUUGGAUGCAAUGGAUACAGAGCAUUAAAGGAUAACAGAAUCAAGCGGGUGUACCCCAUGUGCUAUGCAUCACAAUGUGUCUGGAGAUGUGUUCUUAGUGUAUCAGUGCUUAAGGACUGACCAAAGUAGCUGGCAUUUUUGACUCUAAUCCAGCAAGUGCCACCUUGUCCAUUUUACUACAAGCAAUACUUGUGCUACAAAACUCUUUUGUCCCAAUCUUGAAAUGUCUCUUUGAUUUCCCUCUUUUGGAGAAAGUUGAACAGAAAGUUGGAGAAUGUGUCUGUGGUAGCAGGAGACUGACCAUUUAAACAAAAUGGUUAGUGUUCUUCCAGUCCAUCAACCCAAUCCAACCCUCACCCUUUCCCUUUUUCAUACUAAUCCAGACUUUUUCAAUUGUGAGGACCUGUAGAAAACAAUAUCAUGAUUUUUCAACAUCACAGAUUUGCUUUCUGAAGCAGAGUGUACAGGAUAUAGGACCUCCACACUAUCUUCAAUGUAAUGGUAUUGUGAUUUUGUUUUUCUGCAGUUCACACGCACAUUGUGAUAGUCAUUAUGAUGCUGUAUCUGCAUCCACAUUCCAACCAUAUGUACUUUAAAUCUUCUGAUUUAAAGGGAUAUUUGUAUGUUUGUGUAUGUAUGUGUAAAUAUAUAUAUAUUUGAUUAUGUAUGUAUUCCAUCUCAAGCUUUUUUAGUAUUUUCACAAGUGUGUCACUGAUCGGAACAUAAUUUUUAUUCGAUUGGGUGAGACUGGCACAAAUUGAGGUCUGUAGGCUUUGCUGAAAGUUGACCACAAGCUCUGACCACUGAGCUGACUGUGGUGGCAUUUCUUUCACCUUACAACCAUUGUUGUCCAUCAAAACAACUGGCCUGACCAUGAGCCCUUCCUCCUCUUGAAUUUCCACCUGUCUCUUCAACCACCACCCCACUCUUUCCCCCUCAACCAGCUUUUUCACGCACACACACACAUGCGCGCGCACACACACGCACACAACUGUUGCCCAACAACCUCCAUCAAAUGACCGACAUGAGAGUUUAAUGGUGCAUUCAUGGGCAUGGGUAGAGCUGUGAUGUAAAUGGAUUAUAAUGUAAAUGAUUUUCUCCUGUAUCAAUGUUGUGAGUCAAAGCCUGUGAUACAGUAAUAUAUAAUAAUUAUGGCAUUGGUCAAUUAUUUCAGAUGUUUCAACUUGUUCAAAUGUCUUUGAUAACUGAUACUUGAUGAGUGAAUAUUACUGUCAGUGGAUCAAAGAAACUAAAACUCUAGAGCUAUUUUCUAAAGCGUUCCUAUUGUCUUUAUUUUAAGUUGGAA